Messenger RNA from Symphalangus syndactylus (siamang), 1996 nucleotides. RefSeq names its product zinc finger protein 135-like. Lineage: Eukaryota; Metazoa; Chordata; Mammalia; Primates; Hylobatidae. The record is from RefSeq and is a predicted model, not a curated record. Gene Ontology annotation, biological process: regulation of DNA-templated transcription.
AUGGAGUUAGGCGUGCGCAGGCGCAGUGUCGGCUGCCGGUGCUGCGGCCUUUGUCUCGCAGUCAGGAGGGAGCAAGUGACCUUUGAGGACGUGGUAGUGGAAUUCAGCCAGGAGGAGUGGGGGCAGCUGAAGCCUGCCCAGAGGACCCUGUACCGAGAUGUAAUACUAGACACCUUCAGGCUUCUGGUCUCUGUGGCACAUUGGUUACCGAAGCUGAAUGUCAUCUCCCUGCUGGAGCAAGAGGCAGACCUGCAGGCGGUGGACUCUGGACUUCCCCAAGGCGUGUAACCAGCAAUGCAAGAAUGGCCUAACACAAUGACCACAGUUUCUGGGUGUGCAGCCAUGAGACUGAGAGGAAGGUCUGGUUCUUUGGCAAGGAAAGGUUCUGUCUCUUUCUGGAUGUAAAGAGAGAAAUAUGCUGCCUACCACCUGCAAGCACAGAGAGGACCAUCCUGGACAGAGUCAGCUCAGAGAAGACAGCAAAGCCCAAGCUCAUCUGCAAUUCAAGCAGGGGCCCCACCCUGGAACUUGCAUCCUGGCCUUUCACAACAAAUAAAUAAUAACCUCAGCUGGGCGUGGUGGCUCAUGCUUGUAAUCCCAGCACUUUGGGAGGCUUGCUCGAACCCAGGAGUUCAAGACCAGCCUGGGCAACAUAGUGAGACCCCAUCUCUACAACAGAUAAAAAAUUAACCAGGCAUGGUAGCGUGUGCCUGUAGUCCCAGCUACGCAGUAGGCUAAGGCAGGACUAUCACUUGAACCCAGGUAUUUGAGGCUGCAGUGAGCUAUGGUUUCACCACUGCACUCCAGACCAUGUUUCUAAAAAAAUAAGUAAAUAAUAUCCUAAAGUGUAUACAAUUUUGAGUUGGAUUUCUGGUGACUGGCAGCCAAAAAUGCAUCUUGGGUGGAAGAAUCACAGAAAGUAGAGAAUUAAGUAAGCUUUGGCUUCCCAUUGUGUUUCUGAAAAAAAAGUCAGGGAAGCUGGUGCAAUGGUUUGGAUAUUUGUCCCCUCCAAAUCUCAUGUUGAAAUGUGAUCCCCAGUGUUGGAGGUGGGGCCUGGUGGAGGUAUGUGGGCUCUGGGGUGGAUCCCACAUGAAUGGCUUGGUGCUGUCCUCAUGGGAAUGAGUGAGUUCUCACUUUAUGAGUUCAUCCAAGAGAUGGUUUUUUAAAGGAGCCUGGCACCUCCUCCCCUCUCUUGUUUUCUCUCUCACUAUGUGAUGCGCCAGCUCCCCUUUGCCUUCCGCCAUGAUUAGAAGCUUCCUGAGGCCUCCCCAUAGUGCAGAUGUCAGCACUAUGCUUCCUAUACAGCCUGCAGAACCGUGAGCCAAGUAAACCUCUUUUCUUUUAAAUUACCCAUCCUCAGGUAUUCCUUUAUAGCAGUGUAAACAGACUAACACAACCAGGGCCCUUGGAAGUUUUGUGGAAGCACUGGGUAGGACUGACGUGUGGUAGUCACUGUCCCUCCUGAGCCUCCGCUUAUACUGUAUGUGAGAGGGAGAUUCUUUCAGGCAGCAAGUAUUUUCCAAGCACCAACUGUAGCUCAGGCACAAUUCCAGACUCUGGCAACCAAACUGAUGAAACUCAUGGUCUCAGGAGCUUAUAUUUUGGUGGGGAAAUGGAAAAUAGAGAAAUUAGGAUGUUAUGGGCACAUUACACAGUAAGUGUUAUGUAGAAACAAAAUGGUCCAGGAAGGGAAACCCCAGGCUGGGCACAGUGGCUCAAGCCUGUAAUCCCAGCACUUUGUGAGGCCAAGGCAGGCAGAUUGCCUGAGGUGGGGAGUUCAAGACCAGCCUGGCCAACAUGGAGUAAACCCCGUCUCUACUAAAAACACAAAAUUAGCUGGGCAUGGUGGCACGUGCCUGUAAUCCCAGCUACUAGGGAGGCUGAGGCAGGAGAAUCUCUUGAACCCGGAAGGCAGAGGUUGCAGUGAGCCGAGUUUGCACAAUUGCAUUCCAGCCUGGGCAACAAGAGCGAAACUCCGCCUCAAAAAAAAAAAAAA